Closterium sp. Naga37s-1 is the source of this 1629-nucleotide messenger RNA. Lineage: Eukaryota; Viridiplantae; Streptophyta; Zygnematophyceae; Desmidiales; Closteriaceae. The record is from the annotation of a GenBank genome assembly.
AUGGAGGACGGCUUAAUCUCGCCGUUACUUCGCUCGGACAGUCGCAUGGGUCCCAUCCUCCCGUCUCAUCACGCUCCCUGCGAUGACAGCACGUCGCACGUGUCGCAUCAUCCCGUGCGGCUAGCAUCGCUUGACGUUUUCCGCGGAAUCAGCAUCGUCGUGAGUUAUGUUCUUGGGGGUGGGAGUGUCCCCCUGGGACGGGCUGCAGCUGAGAGACCUUAUCGCUUCCAACUUCCUCUCCUUCUCCUCGCCUCCCUGCAGGUCAUGAUAGUGGCGCUGGACGUGGGUCAGGAGGAGCCAUGGGCAAUGAUAGUGGCGCUGGACGUGGGUCAGGAAGUGCCGUGGGUGGGAGUGUCUCCCUGGGACGGGCUACAGCUGGGAGACUUCGUCGCUCCGUUCUUCCUCUUCGCCUCGGGCGCUGCAGCGGCGCUCACCUUCAGAGCCGUGCACAGCCGCACUGCGGCCGUGCAUAGGAUUCUCGGACGUGCCUGCUGCCUCUUUCUCCUCGGCCUCUUCCUUGAAGGUGGCUUCCUGCACAGAACAGGGGACCUGAGUUUUGGCAUCAGUCUGACGCGCAUGCGCAUCUGCGGCACGCUGCAGCGCAUAGCUGUGGCCUACACAGUGGUAGCACUGGCGCAGGUGCUGCUAUCCGCGCCCAAGGAUAGCCACACAGAGGGAUAUGGAGAGGGGCUAUCCGGCUUGUUAUCCUUCUCCCUCCUCACCUGGCAGGCAUCGCUCAUGCUAGCUGCAAUCUACCUCGCCCUCACCUUCCUCCUCUUCGUGCCUGACUGGACCUUCACUCCCCCCACCUCCUCCGCCUCCCUCUCUGCUGUCAACUCGACCUUCCUUCCCCGCGCUGCGUCAGCUGUCAGCAGCCCGUCUCAAGACCUGCUGGUGGUGUGCUCUCGCACUGGAGACCUCUCCCCUGCCUGCAGUGCUGCGGGCUACAUCGACCGACUGCUGCUCACCACCAAUCACCUCCUCGCCUUGCCUCCCUACACCCAAUUGCCUGAGUGCGGUGUUUCCUCCACUCUCGUUUCGCCGCCCUCACUCCUCGCCCUACCAUCCUCUGGCGACCAGGCACCCCCUGUGUGGUGCUCUGCACCGUUUGAGCCCGUGGGGCUGCUCAGCACAUUGGGUGCCACACUCACAGCCUUCAUGGGCUUGCACCUGGGCCACAUCAUCACCAGCUUCCAGAGCCAUGCAGCGCGCAUCAUCAACUGCCUUUUCUUCUCUGCUCUCCUCGUGGCGGCCGGUUUCCUCCUCCAGUUCCCUUUCUCUUUCUCCCUCCACCACGCCAUCCCCCAUGCGAACAUCCCCGAGUGGCUUGACAUAUCCUACCCUGGUCUGCCUUUCAAUGCUCAGCUGUACUCGCUAAGCUAUGUCCUCAUAACAGCAGGAGCUGCCGCACUCCUUUUCGCCCUCAUCUACCUUUUUGUGGACGCGGCGGGAGUGUGCUUCUACACGCUCUUUGAAUGGAUGGGCCGCAACUCCCUCUUCCUCUUCCUCGCCUGCGCCACUCCGCUCCUCUCCUCCAUCGCUGCUGGCUUCUACUGGGAGAACCCACAUGAAAACCUUGACGUGGCAAGCUCCUCGCAGGCUGAUUCUUUCCUGACCGUGCGAGCCUGA